AUGGAGCAAGAGUCCUCUCAGGGCCCCGGUGGCUGCUUCGCCGCGGGAGGCGCAGACCUCAUCACCGAUCCCUUCGCGAAGGCUGUCGCGAGUUGCUACAUGCAGUGCAUGGCAGCCUUCACGAUCGAGCAGGAGGAGGUCUCCUUGGGCAGCAAUGGCAUCGUGGCUGAGCCCUUACUGUCGGCCUGCGAACACCCAGAGCUGUCGAUGACCUGCAGCACUUUGAGGCUCAGAUGCAGCGAGCCUGCUUCGAUCAUCCCGAAUAUCUGCACGAGCGAUCCCAUUGGGCUGGUUAGAAGGCCGAGGAUGGUUUGGCAUGCUGAUUUCUGGACAACAAGGACAGCGGACCCUGGCCACCAGCAGCGGCGGCUCUUUGCAUCAAUCUAUCAAGACAAUGCGUCUGCAUGCAACAUGGAAUACGUGGUCCAGGAGGGAAUCUGCGUGGGUAUCACUGGUCGAGCCGAUCAGUGCAAGGCGAACCUGCUUGGACCGGACCUCUCUGGGCCCGAGACUUGCCAAGGAGCUGGAGGGAAGGCUUCCGGAGCAGCGUGCCUGAAGCAGUGUGCGGAGGGCUACUACAUCGAAGCACAGGAAGACGGUCCCAACAUUGCCAUGGCCUAUCCGGUGCAAAGGGUUUGUACAUGGAGCAAGGCCGACGAUGUUGACUUCAUUGACGCUGAAGAGUGCCCCGAUGUGAGGCUGGUUUGUGCCGAGCCUUUUGGCGUUUUCCCCAAUGCCUGCAGUGGCACGGCCCAUUUGGCGAAGCAAUGGUUCGUCUCCUUCUACUCCUUCAGCAAGGAAACGGCUCCUGGCACCUUCGAGACCUCCCUGCAAACAAGGGUUGUGGUGGAUCGAGAUACUACUUGCGCCGGGACCUACCAGAUCUCGGAAGGAUCCUGCUUGGGACUGGCCUUCGGCUUCCCAGGCGCUAAGGCCGCGCUGGCUCCGCCCCGGCCCCCCGAGAUUCCGAAGAUGCCAGCGGCCUUUCCCACCGUCGGAGAAGAGGAGGCCGAGGUUUCAACCACAGCCAGACCGCUCCUGGGAACCGAAGACAAGAAUGCCUUCGUUUGGGUCGUGAGUGGAGUCGUGGUUGUUUUCGUGGCCUUGUCGGCCGUGAUCCUUCGCUGGAAUCGACUGAGCAAUCAUAGGUCCUCUCAGGAGAUUGGCAGAGAAAUCGAGCUGCAAAGUGCCACGCCCUUCUGA
Symbiodinium sp. CCMP2592 is the source of this 1203-nucleotide messenger RNA. NCBI's taxonomy places the organism in Eukaryota, Dinophyceae, Suessiales, Symbiodiniaceae. The record is from the annotation of a GenBank genome assembly.